This is a messenger RNA of Charadrius vociferus (killdeer), 984 nucleotides long. RefSeq names its product short chain dehydrogenase/reductase family 39U, member 1 (gene SDR39U1). Lineage: Eukaryota; Metazoa; Chordata; Aves; Charadriiformes; Charadriidae. The coding region runs from base 1 to 984 and encodes 327 amino acids. The record is from RefSeq and is a predicted model, not a curated record. The transcript is spliced from 6 exons.
AUGGAGCUGGGGAGGCCCACAGGGCUGGGGUGCUGUGCCGGGGAGCUGGGCGCUGGGGAUGGGAGGGUCUGCGCCCAGGCGAAUGCGCCCCGGGAAGCUGGCCAUGUCCUAGGUGGUGGGACUGGCUUUGUGGGCAGAGCCCUGACCCAGUUGCUGCGGAGCCGUGGGCAUGAAGUGACCCACAUCUCUCGACAAGGGGGCAAGGAUCGGAUCAGCUGGGACGAGUUGUCCCACUCUGGACUGCCCCUGUGUGACGCUGUGGUGAACUUGGCUGGUGAAAAUGUCCUCAACCCUUUCCGCAGAUGGGGUGAUGCCUUCUGCAGGGAAGUCAUCAGCAGCCGGGUUGAGACCACCAAGACCUUGGCCAAAGCCAUUGCUGAUGCUGAACAGCCACCCUGUGCUUGGGUCCUCGUCACCGGCAUAGGCUAUUACCGCCCUAGCCCCAUGGCUGAGUAUACCGAGGACAGUCCUGGGGGGGAUUUCGACUUCUUCUCACGCCUGGUGAGCUCCUGGGAGGCUGCAGCUCUUAUCCCUGGGAGCCCAGCUCGUAGUGUUGUGGUGAGAUCUGGGGUAGUGCUGGGCCAAGGUGGUGGUGCGAUCUCUCAAAUGCUCUGGCCUUUCCGUCUGGGACUAGGAGGUCCCUUGGGCUCUGGGCUCCAGCCUUUCCCAUGGAUCCACAUUCGAGACCUCACUGGGAUCGUGUGUCAUGCCCUGGAGAGUGAGUGCGUGCAAGGCAUCCUCAACGGUGUGUCCCCAUCCUCCCCUGCCACCUCCAAUGGCACCUUUGCUCAGGAGCUUGCUGCAGCCCUGAGGCGUCCAGCUCUGCUGCCGGUGCCUGCUUGGGCUGUGCGGGCUGUCUUUGGGGCAGAGCGGGCUGUCAUGCUGUUGGAGGGCCAGAGGGUGGUGCCAAAACGUACCCUGGAGAGCGGCUACCAUUUCAUCUUCCCUGACCUAUCUGGAGCCCUGAAGGACAUCGUGGCUUGA